Pungitius pungitius (ninespine stickleback) is the source of this 6366-nucleotide messenger RNA. RefSeq names its product ras-specific guanine nucleotide-releasing factor 1-like. The record is from RefSeq and is a predicted model, not a curated record. Gene Ontology annotation, biological process: positive regulation of GTPase activity; Ras protein signal transduction. Gene Ontology annotation, molecular function: protein binding; guanyl-nucleotide exchange factor activity. The coding region runs from base 400 to 4173 and encodes 1257 amino acids. The transcript is spliced from 27 exons. Gene Ontology annotation, cellular component: plasma membrane. NCBI's taxonomy places the organism in Eukaryota, Metazoa, Chordata, Actinopteri, Perciformes, Gasterosteidae.
UCACGUGACUGCGCUCUCCUCCCUCUGCGAGAGCAGGAUGCGGUGCGCGCCCGCGCGUAGGCUGUGCACGGGGACACCUCAGUCCUCAUCAUGACCGAUUCGGGCUCAGGAGGAAGGCUUUUCUAAGACGCCGUGCUCGCAGCGGGGAAUCGGUGCAGUUGAAUGCGUAACUUUGACUCUACGUGCAAUCCUUUCCUCCUCCUCCUCCUCCCCCCUUCCUCCUGCUUCUUCUUCUUGUUUUUAUUUCUUUUGCCUUUGCAGGCAUUAUUGAGGUAACUGUGGACGAUGGGCACGCGGGAGUGGGCUGCUGCCCACCAAGUCUGACUGGGUUUUCGGAGGAGAGAAGGAAGAAGAAGAACAUGUAAGACUCCGCGGAUCCUCUCGGAUUCACGGAGCGAAAUGCAGAAAGGGAUGAGACUCAAUGACGGCCACAUCACCUAUCUGGCUCUUUUGGCGAAGAAGGACGGGACGAGGCGAGGUUGCCUGAGUAAGAAAAGCUCGGACAACACAAAAUGGCAUUCCAAGUGGUUCGCUUUGUUGCAGAACAUGCUGUUUUAUUUCGAGAACGACUCCAGCUCACGCCCCUCCGGACUGUACCUGUUGGAAGGAUGCGUUUGCGACAGGGCACCGUCACCUAAACCAUCCCUCUCCGCGAAGGAAUGCUUAGAGAAGCAGUACUACUUUACCGUCACGUUCAAUCAUGACAACCAGAAGGCUUUGGAGCUGCGCACCGAGGACGUCAAGGACUCUGAUGAGUGGGUGGCUGCUAUCACACAGGCCAGUUACAGGAACCUGGCUACAGAGCAUGAGACCCUCAUGCAGAAGUAUCUCCAUCUACUCCAAAUAGUGGAGACGGAGAAAAUGGUUGCCAAGCAACUUCGACAACAGAUAGAGGACGGGGAAAUCGAGGUAGAGCGGCUAAAAUCGGAGAUUUCUGGACUGCUGAAGGACAACGAAAAAAUCCAGUCAAAUCCAGAAGUGCCUCCCAGUGAAGAUGACACAGAGAUCAAGAAGAUCAAAAAGGUCCAGAGUUUCCUGCGAGGUUGGAUAUGCCGCAGAAAGUGGAAAACCAUCAUCCAGGACUACAUCCGUUCGCCCCACGCUGAAAGCAUGAGGAAGAGGAACCAGGUGGUGUUUAGCAUGCUGGAGGCCGAGGCCGAAUACGUCCAGCAACUCCACAUCCUGGUCAACAACUUCCUGCGGCCGCUGCGCAUGGCCGCCAGCUCCAAGAAGCCGCCCAUCACUCACGAUGACGUCAGCAGCAUCUUCCUUAACAGUGAGACCAUCAUGUUCCUCCAUCAGAUCUUCUACCAGGGCCUGAAGGCACGGAUAGCCAGCUGGCCAACCCUGGUGCUGGCGGACCUCUUUGACAUCUUGCUUCCCAUGCUCAACAUCUACCAGGAGUUUGUGAGGAACCAUCAGUACAGCCUGCAGAUCCUAGCUCACUGCAAACAGAACCGAGACUUUGACAAGCUGCUGAAGCAAUACGAGGCCAAGCCCGACUGUGAGGAGAGGACACUGGAGACCUUCCUCACUUACCCCAUGUUUCAGAUCCCUCGUUACAUCCUGACUCUGCAUGAGCUGCUGGCUCACACGCCCCAUGAGCACGUAGAGAGAACCAGUUUGGACUACGCCAAGUCAAAACUGGAGGAACUUUCCAGAAUCAUGCAUGAUGAGGUGAGCGAGACGGAGAACAUCAGGAAGAACUUGGCUAUUGAGCGGAUGAUUGUGGAAGGUUGUGAAGUGCUGCUGGACACCAGUCAGACAUUUGUCAGACAAGGUUCCCUGAUCCAGGUGCCGAUGAGCGAGAAAGGGAAGAUCACCAGAGGGCGACUGGGUUCUCUGUCUCUGAAGAAAGAAGGCGAGAGACAGUGUUUCCUCUUCUCCAAGCAUCUCAUCAUCUGUACCCGCGGCUCUGGGGGAAAACUACACAUCACUAAGAAUGGAGUGGUCUCUCUCAUAGACUGCACACUGAUGGAGGAGCCAGAGGGGACGGACGAUGAGUCCAAAGUGGAGCGCAGUGGCCAGGACAUAGAGCACCUCGACUUUAAAGUGAUGGUGGAGCCCAAAGACGUCCAGCCGUACACCAUCAUCCUGGUGGCUUCGUCCCGACAGGAGAAAGCGGCGUGGACGAGCGACAUCAGCCAGUGCAUUGACAACAUUCGCUGCAAUGGUCUGAUGAUGAACGCUUUUGAGGAAAACAGCAAAGUGACUGUGCCACAGAUGAUUAAGUCGGACACCAGCUUGUACUGCGAUGACGUCGACAUCCGCUUCAGCAAGAUGAUGAACUCUUGCAAGGUGCUGCAGAUCCGCUACGCCAGCGUGGAGCGCCUGUUGGAGAGGCUGACCGACUUGCGCUUUCUCUCCAUCGACUUCCUGAACACUUUCCUCCACUCCUACCGCGUCUUCUCGAGCGCUGACGUAGUGCUGGACAAGCUCAUCACCAUCUACAAGAAGCCCAUCAGUGCCAUCCCUGCACGUUCUUUGGAGCUUUUCUUUGCCAGCAGCCAGAACAACAAACUCCUCUACGGCGAGCCACCCACGUCGCCACGCGUCAGCCGCAAAUUCUCCUCCCCUCCUCCGCUCUCCAUCACCAAGUCGUCCUCGCCCAACCGCCGUCGCAAGCUUUCGCUCAACAUCCCCAUCAUCACAGGGGGCAAAGCCCUGGACCUGGCUGCACUCAGCUGUUCUCCCAAUGGCUAUGCAAGCGUGCACUCCACCAUAUCGCCCUUCAGUAAGACCACCCUCGACAUCAACAAGCUCUACGUGGCCAGCAACGCGGCCAGCAAAAUCCCCGAUGAGGGAGAGACCAAAGCCGAAGGCAAGGCGGAGGAGUCUGUCCCUAACAAGCAAGAAGCAUCUGUGAGAGAGGAAUGUGAUCAGGAGCCAAGACAGAGUGACGAAGCCGAAGCAGAAAUGUCCCCACCCAAAUCACCAUCAACACCCAAGAACGUCAAGUCAAAAAACUCUGAAUUUUCCCUGUUUUCUUUCAACGUUGGCAUGGUGGUGUCAUCUUGCCGGGAGCUGGACAAUAACCGCAGUGCCCUUUCCGCUGCUUCGGCCUUUGCCAUUGCCACCGCCGGUGCCAACGAAGGCACACCAACCAAGGAGAAGUACCGCCGCAUGUCGCUCGCCAGCGCAGGUUUUCCAACAGACCAGAGGAAUGGGGACAAAGAGUUUGUCAUCAGAAGAGCUGCCACGAACAGAGUCCUGAAUGUUCUGCGUCACUGGGUCUCCAAACACUCACAGGACUUUGAGCUCAACACCGAGAUGAAGAUGCGGGUAAUUGGCUUCCUGGAGGAGGUAAUGCAUGACCCGGAGCUCCUGACACAGGAAAGAAAGGCAGCUGCUAACAUCAUCAGGACUCUCACUCAGGAGGACCCUGGAGACAACCAGGUCACACUGGAGGAGAUCAUACAGAUGGCCACGGAGGACUGUAAGACUGAGCCGUUUGAGAGCCACUCUGCCCUGGAGAUAGCUGAGCAACUCACCCUGCUGGACCACCUGGUCUUCAAGGUCAUCCCCUACGAGGAGUUCUUUGGUCAAGGUUGGAUGAAGAACGACAAGAACGAGAGAACUCCCUAUAUUAUGAAGACAACCAAGCAUUUCAACGAUAUCAGCAACAAGAUCGCCACAGAGAUCCUUCAGUGGGACGACGUCAACAUGCGAGUGGGGGUGAUUGAGAAGUGGGUGGCAGUGGCCGACAUCUGUCGCUGCCUCCACAACUACAACGCCAUGCUGGAGAUCACAUCCUCUCUCAAUCGCAGCUCCAUCUUCCGCCUCAAGAAGACCUGGCUCAAAGUCUCCAAGCAGACAAAGACCGUUAUCGACAAGUUACAGAAGCUGGUGUCGUCGGAGGGACGAUUCAAAAACCUGAGAGAAGCUCUGAAGAACUGCGACCCUCCCUGUGUUCCCUACCUUGGAAUGUACCUGACUGACCUGGCCUUCAUCGAGGAGGGAACCCCCAACUACACCGAGGACAAUCUGGUUAACUUCUCCAAGAUGAGAAUGAUAUCUCACAUUAUCAGAGAAAUACGGCAAUUUCAGCAGACGGCUUACAAGAUUGAUUAUCAACCAAAGGUUGCAAAGUACUUGCUGGACAGCAGUACAGCACUGGAUGAGGAGAGCUUGUACGACGCUUCGCUGAGAAUUGAGCCCAAAACUUCAUCAUGAAGAGGAAACUCUCUCUCUCUCUCUCUCUCUCUCUCUCUCUCUCUCUCUCUCUCUCAACCCUAUGUAUCAACUGACCAUUUAUGUAUGUGCACAACAAUUAUAGAGAAGCAGUUCAAUCUCAAUCAAACUCAUUCCAACAGUGAUCUAAAACAUGAAAUAGUUUGUAAAAGUCAAAAUCUAAAGAGACAAUUUCAUAACAUAUAUAUAAUUGAAAAUUAAAUUAAUUAUAUGUAAUUUGGGCAGACAGCAAUUGCAUUGCAAAUAUAUGUUGUGUAUAUUCAGUUCACAGUUUAUUUAUUUAUGUAUUUACAUAUACAAAUAAAUUAACUGUGAACAGGUUAAAGUCGUUACAAGUAAAGUCAUCCCUGAUAACCCUCCAUGGACGACAUCUCCGUCCCGAUGAUGUGCAGAAUAGUUUUCACCUCCCUCAGUAUUUGCUUUACCAUAUUGGGUGGGACGAUGAAGCCGGUCAGCCAGUGUAGAGGAAUCUACAAAAACAGUAUAAUAUAAUGUACAUAAACUAUUAUUUGUAUUAGACACAGUAGGCAGUGCCCUUCUAGUAUGUGCUCCUCAAUGGACUCGUUAGUGUAUUACCGUUAUUAGAGACUGAGUAGAAGCCCAGAGAGGUUUUAUUUAUAUAGUUACAGAGUAUUUAUAUGUUAUUUCUCGUCUUAAAUGCCAUUUUAUGAUCCGUUUAUUUUCCACCACAGAGCAAACAGACGAGAGUAUAUAAAUAAGAUAUUUAGUCACAUUCUUUUGGGAAUGUGCAGUGCGGAAAUUCAACAAUAAAUGUUGGACACAAUUGACACAUAUUGGUCAACACCCACUUUUUUGCUUUGACGUAAAAGUCACAAAAGAACGGCACGCAAGUGCAACUUUCUCCAAACAUGUACCCACACAAACAUUCUUCCUUAAUUCGAUAUAUAUAUAUAUAUAUAUAUAUAUAUAUAUAUAUAUAUUUAUAUUCGCCAUAAAGUAUAGAUCUUGAAUUAACAAAAAAUACAGAUAUCUGUUAAUCCGCUGGCUGCAUGUGCCUCAAAUUUGUGAAACCAUUGAGGUGUCGGUCCUGGUUGACUCGGACACAGAGCGAGACUGGCAGCCACCAACGUUCAAAACUACUAAUUAUUGAAUGUAAUUGAAACGGCGGUUUUGUGUAAACGAUGCCGACCAGCUAACAAAAAGUAGGUUUGACUAAAAAAAAAUGAAAACAGACACUUUUGAAAACUUCUCAGACACAUGAAGGGAGUUCAGAGUGGGGCUACUGCGGAGGCUGACGUUGCUCUGAUGUUUUAUGCAGCUGCGGAGUGACACAGUUUGGAGAUCAGGAAGUGUUUUCGGUUUGGAGAGAUGGGUUUUUAUGCUUUGCAUAUAAUCACCUUAUUCCCCUGGUGGGCAACAUGAUGUGUAUACAGUAUAAGCACCGGGCAGUGUAUGUAGCAGACGUAACCAAUAUUGAGCCACUUCAGGAAGUUAAAUGUCCAGUUUCACUCAGAAAGAAAGAGCAUCGUUUUUAUGGUUAAUCCUCUUUGGCCAGUGCAUUAUGGUUUUGCCUUAAUCAUGAAAUAGCCUAUAUACAAAAGUAUGUAAACUAUUUUGUUCUACAAUUUGCCAAUGAAGCAGAAAUAUUUGCUGUGUACAAUACUGUGUACAGGCAGUCGGAUGCAUUUCCUAAUGUGCAAUGUGUUAAAAACAUAUCCCUUGAAAUGUGUUAUCCUUAUGAUCGUUCAACUCUGUAAUAACUUUUCUGUGUAUGAUACUUUAAAGCAAAUGUUGAAAACAACUUAUAAGUGUAACACAUUCUGUAUCCUGUCUUUUCCAAUGUGUUAGCAGGAACUAUACAGUGGUAAUAUUGUGCUUAUUCUUGGAAUAUUUAUAGGUAUUUUUUACAGGCUUUGUAUAGAAAAACACCUAUAGCUUAAGUGGCAGGCAUGCACCACUUUCACGUGUUCAAAUCAAAUCUAUAUCUAGAACAGUAUGUGUACUGUAUUUAUAUCUCUCCCUUGCACAUGAAUCUUUACCCUCUAACAGGCACAUCAAAUGUUUGCAGUGAGCAAUGCCCAGUGGUAUGAGAAUUAUCUUUCAGUCUGAUUCAACAUCUUGAGUAGUAUUUCCAGUUUUGUAUAAAAGUGUAUUCUUUCCUGAUUACCUCUUGUUAAUAAAUCUAUUCUUUCUCAGGGGGAGAAGUGUCUUCAA